This is a messenger RNA of Dermatophagoides farinae (American house dust mite), 3324 nucleotides long. The record is from RefSeq and is a predicted model, not a curated record. NCBI's taxonomy places the organism in Eukaryota, Metazoa, Arthropoda, Arachnida, Sarcoptiformes, Pyroglyphidae.
AUGUCAUCCAGUGUAUUGAACAACAAUGAAAACGGCAACGACCGAAUUGAUAAUGAUACAAUUGAUGAUGAUAAAAUAAAUUUGAAUAAAAUACGAAUUUUAUAUGCAUCACAAACUGGCCAAGCGGAAAGUAUUUCACAGCUCAUUUAUGAUCAAUUAUGUGAUUCAAUUAAUCAAUCGAUAUUGUUUCCAAGUGGCCAGAUUUUGAUUUAUAAUAACAACAAAAAAUCAUCAUCAUCAAAUUCUUGUUCUGUGUGUCAUACUAAUAAUAAAAAAAAUUUAUUAAUUAUUGUCGCAUCGACCACUGGACAAGGUGAUCCACCCGAUAAGGCAACAAAAUUCUUUCGAUGGCUACGACGUUUAAAACGAGAAAACAAGCAAACAGAAUUCAAACAUUUAACAUAUGCAUUGUUGGGCCUUGGCGAUACAAACUACGAUAAUUUUGCCAAUUUUUCUAAACAAUUGAACAAAUUUUUCAAAGAAUUAGGAGCAAUACCAUAUAUUGAACCAGCUUUCGCUGAUGAUGCAGUCGGAUUGGAAUUAGUCACUGAGCCAUUCAUUGAAAAUUUGAUUGCCACAAUUGUGCAACAUUUGGAGAAAUCAAUUGUGGCGAAAAACCCUUGUUGUUGCCAUUUAAACGAUACAAAUAACGACAAUCUACAUAGUAAAUGUGAAAAGGAUCAUCAUUCUGAAUCAUUGAUGAUUAACUCAACAGAUGCAAUAGACAACAACAUCAUAAUCGAAUCAGUUACUGUCGUGAACGAAUCCAACAAAAAUAUUAAUUCAACUACAUCGGUGGACAAUUCAUUUAUCAAUGUUAGUGAUAUUGAAAAAGCAAUCAACAUUAAUACAGAUAUAAUGAACAUAAAUCGGCCAGUAGUAUCAUCAUGUAUAUCAUUGACCAGUUCUGACAAAUGUAACCUUAGUGAUAUUUGCCGACAAUUGGUCGAACCAUCUGCUCAAUUGGAAUCGAUUGUCGAUAUUGAACAAUUGAAUCUUCCAAAAAUUCCACUAUCAUCAUCAUCAUCAUCAAAGGAAGGUAAACCGUAUAGUAGUUUUAUUUAUAGUCAAAAAAAUCUUGGACAACUUCCAUUCUAUUCUUAUGAUAAAACAUCAACAAUUUCUAUGAAAAAUUUUCUCACUAAUAAACUCAAUAAUGCGGAUAGCACUUUGAAUAUUGGACAGGUUAGCCUGUCGAAAAUUCUUUUUAAUGAUAAUUUACCGUCGACAACUUGUUGCCAUCGACGAAAAACUCUACUUGAAUGUGAUGUUGAAUAUGAAUUAUUCGAACCAUAUAAACAGAAUGAUUGGUUUGUACCUGGUGAUUCAUUCGGAUUCUAUAGUGCAAAUUUAUUGAUUGAUGUAUAUCAAGUGAUACGAUCAAUUAAAGUUAAAUGUUCUGUUUAUGGUGAUAAUGAUGAUGAUGAUGAUGAUGAUUCGAUUCUGCUUUGGGAUUAUUUUAAGAGUAAUAGAAAACAAGUUUUUGUCGUAUUGAAUGAUCAGAAUACUAUUGUUGAAUUAUUACCAUAUCUAUUUUAUGGUGUUGAUCUUCGUACGAUACCAAAAAAAGCUACAUUAUGCCAUCUGGCUCAAUAUACAACCGAUGAACAACAAAGGCGACGAUUAUUAGAGUUGAGUAGUAGACAAGGAAAUCUUGAAUAUCAAAAAUUGAUACUUGGCCAAAGCAUUACUAUUUGUGAUAUAUUACGUUUAUUUGACACUUGUCAUCCACCUAUUGAUGUACUUUUUGCUCAUUUAAUCACGGCAAAGCCUCGUUAUUUUAGUGCAUCAAAUGUGCCACGAAUUAUACAACGAAAUCUUGAUUCUAGUCGUAAUAAUAACCAUGAUGAUGAUGGUGAUAAUAAUGAUGAUGAUAAUCCAUCUUCAACAUUGAUUGAUCCAUUUUAUAAAUGUAAAUUUAAAAUCAUGUUUUCCGUUUCUACCAAUUUUUCUCAUACAUUUAUGCGAACAUCUGAAAAUUUACUAGGCUUGUUUUCUGGAAAAUUUUUCCGUCAUUACGAUUUUUUACCUAAAAAUUUUCAAGUCAAUAUAACGUGUUCAAAUGUUUGGAAAACAAUCGAAUUAAUACACGAAAAUGUUUUAAAUGGCAAUAUAUUCGAUAAUCAAGAUGUUACAUUAUAUCAAUCUAUGUCAUUUCCUGUUUAUUUAUUUCAAAGACCCAAUAAAACAUUUCGUAUGAUACCACGUGAAUUAUCAUUGAAAAGACCAUUGAUUUUAAUAGCUACCGGUACUGGUGUAACACCAUUCAUGGCCUAUCUCGAAUUAUUAAAAGAUAUUUUAUCUGUGAUAAAAAAGAAAACAAUGUCAAUAUUAAUGAAUAAUCAUCAUGAUCAUGAUAAUGAUCACUUAACCGAUAAAUUGAUCACUAUUAAAGAUAAUUCACGAUUAUUACAUGAAACUUUUUUCAUAUUUGGUUGCCGCCAUCCUUAUCAAGAUUUUGCUUAUUCUGAUCAUAUAAUUUCAUUGUAUAAAGAUCAACCAUCAAUAAUAAAUCAUCUAUGUCUAUGUUUUAGUCGAGCAAAUUGUUUGGAUUUAUUGAAAUUUGAAAUUGAAUCUCAAAUUAAUCUUUGUUGUAUGGCAAAAAUAAAUAAUGAUAAUGAUAAUGAGAAGAAUAUUGUUUCAACACAAUCAAGUUCAACAAGUGUUGAACAACAUUACAAUAACUACUAUAAUGGACAAGAGCAACAACAAAAAUUGCAAAAUGAAACUGAUUCACAGCCAAAUAUUAUUAAACAUGUUGAUGAAUUAAUACGAAUACAUGGUGAAGAAUUGACAGAUUUGAUUAUUAAUCAUGAUGCCAUUAUUUAUAUUUGUGGUAAUUGGAAAUUGAUCACACAAGAUAUUAAACAAGCAUUCUGUGACAUUCUUAAUCGAUAUCAUUUUGAUUUAAAUGUAAAUCAAAUUGGCAAAGAUGAUGAUAAAUUAUCCAAUAAUUAUUCAUCAAAAACAAUGAAACAAACAAAUGAAGCAAUGAAAUAUUUAAAACAAUUACAACAGAAUGGACGAUUCGUACAGGAUAUAUGGACCUGAAUAAGGUGAAUUUUCAUGGCUAAGAAUAAGUUAUAGUUAUCUUGAAAAAAAUCUUAUGUUCUCCGAUAAUCUAAAAAAAAUUGAAUGGCCUUGAUCACAAUAGUAAUGAUAUUAAACAUAUUUUUUUCUAUAUAUCAUUCUGUUUCAUUGCAACAAUGAAUUUCAAUGAAAAAAAAAAAUAAAUACAAUAUCGUAAUCGAUUGUUAUUGUCGCUGAUUACCGUUGUUUAUAAAUGAUUCGAAUAAAAUUUGAAUUGAAUAAUUUGAUCGAAAA